AUGAUGAUUCACGCGAUUUUUGUACGCAGUAUUCUCGGUUUUGACCAUAGCGCUAAUACUAAGUCUAUUGAAGAAUUAGACUUGCAAUACGAAGAUGAAAGAAAUUCAAUGAUAGCAAUUACAGAAUCAGAUAUCAACGUUUACGAAGAUUUUUAUGAAGAAAUGGAUAAUCGUAUGAAAAUUGAAAAUUCUAUGGAUAUGAUUUUCUUUGGACCUCCUAGUGCAUUCUUAAGAUUAGACUCGGAAACAAUUUUGCACAUCUUAUCCCACACGAAAAAACAUCUUAUUCCCAUAUCCAGGGCACUAUUAGCUUGGGAUAUAGUUACGGAUGGAAAAACUGCAGCUUAUUUACAAGGCCGUGAAUUUUUGGCUUUCGGUAAAUUGUUAAAUGUUGUGCCAGAGGAGGAUCUGUACUAUGCGAAUUUUGGUGAUCCGUCUGUUUUUAAGUAUUUUUCAAAACAUUAUGUCGACAUAAGCAAUCGUAAGUUUGGCGUCCUCGUAGCUGCGUACAGAAGAUAUUACGGAAAUUCAUGGUAUAAAAAUGCAUCUCAUAUUAACGAACUGGGAUAUUUGCUGUGUGGUUUUCCAGUAUUCGACCUAGCGAAGAUAUCUCCUACAACAUUCAAAGAGUUGACAGUUGAUGUACUGGGUAAAUUGCGAAGGUGUAGUGUUGAUCAAACUAAAACUUUGUAUGGUAUUGCUACACAUGCAGAUGCAUACGGCGAACCGUAUAAAUGGUCGUCACAUGAACUAGGAAGAUUGAGCACACUUUUUAUUUGCAUACCAAAGCAGCAAAUUAGUUCUAUAACACUUGAAGCAAUAACAGCCAUUACUCCUGUUGUUAUAAAACAAAUGAAUCAGAAGAAAUUGGAGUUUUUCACAAAGCAACAGAUUUACAGAAUGAAUCCAAAAACUCGACGUAUUUAUAUUCUACGGAUGCAGCUAAGAAAUAGUCUCGAUACUAGCAAAAUAGUGAAAAAACAAGGAAUUAUAAUUAGUAUUUCUGAUGUAGUAUUAAAACUUAAUAUAAUGGUCACUCUUGUUUGUCAGAUAUAG
Molecule: messenger RNA, 1056 nt
Organism: Zerene cesonia (dogface butterfly)
Lineage: Eukaryota; Metazoa; Arthropoda; Insecta; Lepidoptera; Pieridae
Exons: 7
Coding region: 1-1056 (351 amino acids)
Source: RefSeq, a predicted model, not a curated record